Lutra lutra (Eurasian river otter) is the source of this 2636-nucleotide messenger RNA. RefSeq names its product zinc finger protein 621 (gene ZNF621). Bases 500 to 1903 code for a protein of 467 amino acids. The record is from RefSeq and is a predicted model, not a curated record. Gene Ontology annotation, biological process: regulation of transcription by RNA polymerase II. The transcript has 5 exons. Gene Ontology annotation, molecular function: DNA-binding transcription factor activity; RNA polymerase II cis-regulatory region sequence-specific DNA binding. NCBI's taxonomy places the organism in Eukaryota, Metazoa, Chordata, Mammalia, Carnivora, Mustelidae.
CGCGGCCUAGAGGGGCUUUGGGCACUCGCUUCCGCGUCGGCUUUCCUCUAUCAGCUUUUUGGUGUUCGGAGAGGGAGAGCGUGGGUUCCAGCGAGUUCUACGUGCAAGGUCCGCCCGGCGUCGGCUUCCUCGUUUUCCCUGGCUGCUCGUCAGCGCCCCCCUCCCCUGAACUCGGGCCCAGUGUGGGCUCACCCCCUCCCCUAACUCGGGGCUCCGGCGCUUGGGCCUCGCGGAAGCCACCCGAGGUGGCCGUGCGGCCUUCUGCAGCCAUGGUUCCUGCCCCCUGCCCUCCGCCGAGGCGUGAUCCUCUUUUCUGUGUUCAGGAACUUGGCUCAGCAGCUUCCCGCGCCCACUACUGACGUUUCUGUUUGGGGUUUCUGAGUCCCUGGGUGGAGAUCCCGGUCGGGUCUCCGGUCAGCAUCAUGAGUAUUUUACUGUUAAUGCGCAUUUUGCCAUCUCUGUGCCUCCUUUCCAUUGACAACGUUUUUGGGUCAACGUCAUGGUUCCUGUAAGCGCGUUUUUAGCUCCUAAGGUUUUUGCUUUUCCAAAUCAAGAAGACAGUGCACGAAGCCAGGGGACAUCAGCCAUGCUCCAAACAUCUUGGCCUCAGGAGCCGGUGACCUUUGAGGACGUGGCCGUGUACUUCACCCAGAAUCAGUGGGCCAACCUGGACCCCACACAGAGGGCUUUGUACCGGGAGGUGAUGCUGGAGAAUUAUGCGAAUGUGGCUUCGCUGGCAUUUCCAUUCCCCAAACCUGAUCUGAUCUCCCAGCUGGAGAGUGGUGAAGCACCAUGGGGCCCAGAUCCCUGGGAAGCAGAGCUUUUGAGAGACAUCUGUCCAGGUGGUGAGUCCUGGAUCAAGGAGGAGGAACCAGCUGCAAAGCAGGAAGCCUCCGAGCAGGCAGAAUUGUCCAGAAUGCCUGGAGGAGGACUGCUCAGAAACGUCUCCCAGCACUUUGACUUUAAAAGCAAGGCGACAUGGCAGACUUUCAGUCUGAAUCCGAAUCUGAUACUUCGGGGUGGAAUGAAGUUCUACGAAUGUAAAGAAUGUGGGAAAAUCUUCAGAUACAACUCAAAGCUGCUUCGGCACCAGAUGAGUCACACUGGGGAGAAGCCCUUCAAAUGUAAGGAGUGUGGUAAAGCUUUUAAGUCCAGCUAUGACUGCAUCGUACAUGAGAAGAACCACAUUGGAGAAGGGCCCUACGAAUGUAAGGAGUGUGGCAAAGGUUUGAGUUCUAACACGGCCUUGACUCAGCACCAGAGGAUCCACACUGGAGAGAAGCCGUACGAGUGUAAGGAGUGUGGGAAGGCCUUCCGAAGGAGCGCAGCCUAUCUUCAGCAUCAGAGACUGCACACGGGAGAGAAGCUCUAUAAAUGCAAGGAAUGUUGGAAAGCUUUUGGGUGUAGGUCACUUUUUAUUGUCCAUCAGAGGAUUCAUACAGGGGAGAAGCCCUACCAGUGCAAGGAGUGUGGCAAAGCUUUUACUCAGAAGAUAGCUUCCAUCCAGCAUCAGAGAGUGCACACGGGCGAGAAGCCCUAUGAGUGCAAGGUGUGUGGGAAAGCUUUCAAAUGGUACGGCAGCUUUGUUCAGCACCAGAAAUUGCACCCUGUGGAGAAGAAGCCCGCCAAGGUUCUUGGGCCAUCCCUGAUGAGUCCCCCGUGCGCCUCUUCAGCCUUCUCUGCCGUUCCUGUCCAAGGCCCAUGCUCUGCUGCCACAGUGGCCGUGCCUUCACUGACCUUUCCACAUGCUGUGCUCAUUCCUACCUCCGGGCCUUUGUUCAUGCUACUGCCUGCACCUGGAAUGCCUUCUUCACCUGUCCAAAUAGUGCGUGUCUUCCAGGGCCUUCCUUCCACUGUGAAGCCAUUGCCGGUUAUUCUGGCCCCUUCCCCUCACACCUCAUGACCUUUAUCUCAGCACUCUUCUGGCUCUUAGGCCCAGCAGACCUUCAGCUUCACUUGAGUUUCAUUUGUAUAUGUGUUUUUGUUUUCGUUUUACUUUACAUGCAUUACAAUUGUUUCAGCAUAAACUCCAUUAGAAUCUAUAUUAUAUGGGAAGACUGUGUUUCUGUAUUUUCUUCCAGGUAGAAAGUGAAACUACCUGACUUUUGCACUGUUCUCUUUCAGGCUUGAACAGUAAUGGCUGUAUCUGCCCUGUGGGGGCGGGGGUGUUGGAAGUGCUGGCAGGACACUUGGUUGCAUUCGAGUGUCUGGGAGUGAGGCCGCCCCUGUGCUGGGCCAUUAUGGUUAGAGCCAAGUGGCUUGGGGGAAGCAGAUGAGGGCGCAGGGACUGAGGGCGGGAUGGGGGGAGCAGGGAAGCACUGAAAUCCCCUUCCAGCCACAGACUCAGAAAUUAAUGCAGCUUGUUCAGUGGGCUAAGGCGGUCGGUCCAUCAACACAAUCGAAGUCAUGUUGCCCUUGGCACGGAUCACUGGGGAUCUCCUAUGUCUAUGCAAAAGAUCAUGUGAAAUAACCAGUGAAAACCUAAUGUGUGCAGUGAUCACAGUCAUUUAUGUGAUUGAUAGCAAUCAUGUCUGUAAACACAAAGUAUGUUUUGUGUUUUUUUUCUUUAGUUUUGCCCUUGAUGUCUAGAUAUUUCUCUUUAACUUUGGUUUCCUAAGUAAAUACACACCAAAGUA